UCUCCACAAAACCUCAUCCAUGUAGAGAUUUGUUAAAACUAAUUUUAAUUUCCAUGUUGCACAAUUCAAUACACUUUUGGUGUAAAUAUAAUCCGAGCAGUAGCCCAUCGCCUGCGAAUGAGUCAAAACAGUAAAUACCCACCUCUUCACAUAAACACUCAUGCUCCACUUGGGAGAUUUCUCCUCCUCCUCCUCCUCUUUAUAAACCAGGGAAACCCAUCGGAGCUGUAGACGCUCUCAGAUGGAGAUUACUGACAGACUGCAGCAGACGCACGACGAAGAAGCCAGCUGUAAAUGUCGCUCCGGGAUUUGCAAACCAAACGCGUCUGCGAUGCUCGAGUUUAACUUUGUUCUUAAUGCGCGUCUUUGCGUUUGAAUUUGGGAUUAUAGAAAGUUUAAUCUGUUUUUAUCAGCCCCAUUAAGGUUGAGAUAAAUUAUUUCUGAGUGUAACUGCUGCAGACAACAAAGUUUCAUAAACAGGACAGAGUUUAUGCUCCUCUUUGUGAUCUAAGGAACUGAUGGACAUUUAUGAUGCGUAUCUGAAGCGGGUGAAACGCUUUUAAAGGGACUUUAAGGCGAGGUCGACAAGUUUUACUUUGUUUUUGGGGUGUUUACCCUAAUAUAAGUUAAAGCACCACAGUUCAUCUAAUUUUCACGUCGCUCCGGCACCAUGCUGUCCAGUGUGCGCCGGCACAGCCUCCGCCUGCAGACGGAGCUCCACCGCUGGAGCAUCUGCGACCCGGGCAGCCACCUGCUCACCGACAGCCUCCUGGCCCGCGUCCCCGCCUGCAUCUCCCGCUCCAAGUCCUGCAACAGCUCCGCCGGGGAGUCGGACGGGAGCCGCGGGAGCUGGUCAUCUUCAGACUCGGUCAUUUCCACCGACUCCGCCGGGGAGCCCACGGAGCCCGGGGGCCCGUAUCGGGUGGUGCUUUUAGGGGCCAGCGGGGUGGGCAAGACGGCGUUUGCAAGCAUCUUCGCCGGGGCGGCGGACAGCAUGGACAGCGACGACUGCGAGCUAUGUGGAGAUGAAGUUUGUGAAAAGGAAAUUGAAGUGGACGGAGAACCUGCAACUAUAACUCUGCUUGACACAUGGGAUGCAGAGACUGAUGAUGAAUGGGCUCGGGAGCACUACAUGCAGACAGGUGAUGCCUACCUGCUGCUGUACUCUGUGACCGACCGGACCUCCUUCCUGCGAGCCUCCGAACUUCGGAUAACCCUGCGCCGCUUCCGUCCUGCCCAGCACACCCCGAUCAUCCUGGUGGGAAACAAAUGUGACCUGGUGCGACGUAGAGAGGUGUCAGCCAGCGAGGGUCGUGCCUGUGCUGCUGUGUUCGACUGCAAGUUUAUCGAAACCUCAGCCGCCAUGCAGCACAACGUCUGGGAGGCUUUUCACGGCAUGGUGCGUCAGCUGCGUCUACGCCGAGACUCUAAAGAAGCCAACAAGCGUCGCAGGCACAUAAGCUGCAGCACACGCCGUGAGAGCCUUCCCAUGAAGGCCAAACGCUUCCUUGACAAGGUGGUAGCAAAGAACAAUCCCAGUGUGGCGUUCUGGCUGAAGUCAAAGUCCUGCCACGACCUCUCUGUGCUGUAGGAGACCUACAGACUCUUGUUUUUUAACCUUGCACCAAACGUUUGAGCAGGUGAACAAGUUUCAGCCUGGAGAUCAGAAUAAG
Messenger RNA from Plectropomus leopardus (leopard coralgrouper), 1673 nucleotides. It is a transcript of the gene gem, whose product is annotated as GTP binding protein overexpressed in skeletal muscle. NCBI's taxonomy places the organism in Eukaryota, Metazoa, Chordata, Actinopteri, Perciformes, Serranidae. Gene Ontology annotation, biological process: negative regulation of high voltage-gated calcium channel activity. Gene Ontology annotation, molecular function: calcium channel regulator activity; GTPase activity; GTP binding. The record is from RefSeq and is a predicted model, not a curated record. Gene Ontology annotation, cellular component: plasma membrane.